GAGACAAAAGUCGCAGCGCAAAGUGUCAGCGAGUUUCAGUGAGCUGGUUCUGUGAGUGACCUUGAUCCCCUCGCGUGUUCUGUGACAGUCCCGUUCACAGAGCCCUAAACCCGCCAGUAGUAAUCGAGUCUCCGUCAAAGAAACUUUACCGAGCGAGUCUCUCGAACUGUACAAGCAAUCUCAGGACAGAAUGAAGGUCCUCGGUGUUCUGCUCGCCGCGGCGUGCUUCGUCGCGUGCGCACACAGCUUCCCCGGUGCACGUACUAACGAAGACGACGAAAUGAAAAGUGUAGAAACUGAUCUGGUGCUACCAUCGUCGCAGCUGGGCGACCGUUGGAUCAGACCGGUGGACUUUGAAUUCCCUGACAUGAGAUUCGAGGAUCUGAAUCUGUUCAGCAGCUUCUACAACUCCAUACAAAACUACUUACAGAGGAUGCGGGACCGGUGGACGGUUAUUCUGUCUGGCAUACCUAAUCCCCAAAAUCUUCCAGGAGCCAACAGCACCUCCACCACCAAGGUCAUCGACGGACACUUGGUGACCAUAAACGAGACUACAUAUGCUGAUGACGAUUUAGGAACGGUGAUCCGUGUCCGCGUGAUCGACAUGAAACCAAUCAGCGGAAACGAGACGGAGGUAGAGACAACCACUCAGGUCACGGUUUGCGUUACUCCGUCUGCCUCCGGUGAAGAGAAGUGCACCACGUCACCGAGAAGCGUGGAGACCAUCGAAGACUUCGACAACGAAAUACCGAAGAACCAAGUGGACACCCUUACUGCUUGAAGCACUUAAAUUAUCUGAGAGUCGCAAAAUUGAAUCCAGACAGAAAAAUGUAUUUAUUUCAGUCCGAUCGACCGCGAGCAUUAUAAGUAAAAAUAAAUGUAAAAGUACAUGCUACACGUAUGUUACCCAAGAAAAUAGUCCAUAAGUUCUUUUGCGUGCCUUCCAGAAAUAUUUUUAACGAGAAUCGACUAUAUAAUUGCUGUUUAAUGGUAUACGUAUAUACCUUUUUUUUAUUAUAUUUAUGAUAUUGUGUUGUAUUAUGUGGGGAAGUAAAUCAAUUGUGUAGAAUAUAUAAUAUUCCAUAUUGUAUAGUUUUAUAUAGAUUUUGAAGCAUAAAUACUUUGGAUUCAAUUUUGAUGAUUCUUAUACGGUUAAUUAUAUUACUACUGUAUGUUAACAGCGUCGACUAUUGUAGUGUGUUAGAAAUAGUAUAUAUAUAUAUAUAUAUAUAUAUAUAUAAAUGUGUCUGUGUGUGUAUGUGUAUAUGUAUAUGUGCAUAUGUCCAUAUACCCAUAUACCCAUAUACAUAUAUAUGCGUACAUGCAUACAUACCUAUUUACAUAUGUUGUCUGAUUAUGUGGAAUACUUUAAGUUAUCUAUAAUGAAGCAACAUUGUUAUAAAAUUUAAAAGUGUUUAUUUUUCUGAACGAUGAAAACGCAAGCAGUCUUCCUAUGUGGCAAAUCCUGUACGAUUGAUCAGCAAUGGACUUGUGGAUCUAUGAGUUCAGAGCAGAACGCCAAAAUAAAAACUUUUAAACAUUGAUAAUAGAUUAUUAAUUCUUGUAUUCUCGCAUUCGUAUUUUCGAAAGACAAAAUUUCAUCGGUGUAGCUUUUUCGACUGAAAACACAUUCUUCCUUCCACGCCUUGAUCAAAGAAUAAAUGUCUAUUUUUCAAAAUCUGAAAUUCGUCAUUGUUUCGCCAUACGACUGCAGAUAUAAUUUAUAAAUUGCAAAACUUUGAAUAU
Molecule: messenger RNA, 1746 nt
Organism: Nomia melanderi (Alkali bee)
Lineage: Eukaryota; Metazoa; Arthropoda; Insecta; Hymenoptera; Halictidae
Product: virus-induced RNA 1
Source: RefSeq, a predicted model, not a curated record